This is a messenger RNA of Tigriopus californicus, 975 nucleotides long. RefSeq lists its product as uncharacterized. Lineage: Eukaryota; Metazoa; Arthropoda; Copepoda; Harpacticoida; Harpacticidae. The coding region runs from base 260 to 871 and encodes 203 amino acids. The record is from RefSeq and is a predicted model, not a curated record. The transcript has 4 exons.
UAAUAAAUAUUCCGGAGGGAAUUAAAUGAAUACAAGCUUUGAAAAGGUGACAAUGUGAGCCGUGAAACGGUGAGGACGAAAAAACGAAAGGGAUAAUCGAACUGAAAUUUCCCAGAUCACUUAAGCAAAAAAUCCUGCGUUUUCUUGCACGCCUGAGCUUGUUUACAACUGACAUCAUGUUUGGGUUACAAAUAAACCAGUUUCAUUAUUUUGCUGGAUAAAAAAUGUCCUUCCAACACUUGACUUUGUCGUCCUCAAAAUGAAGGAACUCGUCGCUUUGGCCGUUCUCAUCCUAGCAGCGUCUGUUUGCAUGGCCAGACCUCAGAACAGCAACAAUCAAAGAGGAGCCAGUUAUCAACCAAUCAGUCAUCAGGUGUAUUACGGUCAAGGCCGUGGGCAACAGAGCAACAAUAAUCGAAACGACCAAAGGGGUCGGGGUGAUGGUGGAGUGACUAUUGAUGAAUAUGGUCGGGAUAUAUCAGACACUGACCGUGCCUCGGGUUCGCCAGACUACGGGAGAGAUCGUUACCAGGAGCAACGAGGUCGAAGCCGUUAUGGUUCCAGACAAACCGAUCGCUCUCGCGGGCGAUACUCCAAUCCAAGCGCCAUAUCAACCGAAUACAAUCCGUAUUCUUAUGGGCCAAGUGGAGUGACCGAGCCCGGAAUUCAUGACCAAGUAAUCGAGGCGGAAGGCGGAAAUAAAUUGGAAUAUUUGGACUACGAGAAGGCCCCUCGGCAAUGCCCACAGGGCUGGGUUAGAGACAUUUGGGGGUAUUGCCGCGAAAUCUUCCAUGAGGAACGCCGUGAUUGGGAUUGGUGGGAGAAUAUCCGGAGAUACGUUAUGAGCACUCAGUACACGGGUCGUUAUUGAACGAAUACAUGCAUAAAUUAUAUUCAAAUAUAUCUAUAUGCAUACGGUGCAGACACUGUGCCUAUUUUUAUUAAGUGUAAAUAUAAUGAAUAUAAGACAUCCAA